UUCAGUUCCAACGCUCCGAGUGAGGUGAACACUCAGCAAGCCGUCUGCCUUCCGACAUCGCUUUCGAAACCGCUCGCAUUCUAGAAUUGCCUGCGCCUGCGCCAGAAAACUCUCCGAUUUUCUAGUUUCAAAAAUAAGCAACAGCUGUCUGUCCCCCACUGUCACUCUAAAAACCGUUCUCUAAACUGUUUCCGGAGCGUGUGUUUGGACCCUUUGUUUUCUGAUCUACCGAAGAACUAUUUUGAUAUUAAAAAAAAAAGGGGAACAAAAGAUACAAGAUAAUAAUAAGCGAUACACGUGCGGUUUCUUUGCGGUCUUGAGGCGGUUUCCGUUGUCGUCUGGGUGUGCUGUUCUAUGCAAAUCGGGGUAGACCCAAUCAUACUCGCACUGUUUGCCAAUCGGUUGGUGCUGAACACAUUAUAUAAUCUGCCAUAAACAACUAACAUUCGUUAGUUGUCGCCGCAGCCAUCGUCGAGUGCAAGAGCGGCACAGAGAGGCGCCAUGUCCAACACGGAGAAAGGAGGAAUGCACAGUGUGCGAAACUUCCUGUCAUGCCGCCAAGUACUCAACCUGCUGACCAUGCUCGGCUUCAUGCUGAACUACGCCCUGCGAGUGAACCUCACCAUUGCCAUCGUGGACAUGGUCCGACCAAAUGUCACCUCAACGGGAAAUGUCACCACCACGGGAAAUGCCACCCUGGCGGGAAAUGCCACCCUGGCGGGGAUUGCCACCCUGGCGGGGAAUGCCACAUCUUUAACGGGGAAUAGCACAUCUCCGGAUGGAGUGGAUGUGUACGAGGAACGCUUCGAGUGGGACUCCUACCAGACCAACUUCGUCCUGGGCUGCUUCUUCUGGGGCUACAUCCUCACCGAACUGCCGGGUGGUCGUCUGGCCGAGUUGAUCGGUGGACGCCGCGUCUUUGGCCAUUCCAUGCUGUGGGCCAGUCUGCUCACCCUCAUCACCCCGCUGGCGGCGCACAUCAACUAUGUGGUGCUCAUCGUGGUGCGAGUGGUGCUCGGCUUCAUGCUGGGCGCAUCCUGGCCAGCCAUUCACCCAGUGGCCGCCGUCUGGAUUCCGCCCAUGGAGCGCUCCAAGUUUAUGUCUAACAUGAUGGCUUCCUCCCUUGGCGCUGCCAUCACCAUGCCCAUCUGUGGCUACCUGAUCUCCGUUGCCGGCUGGGCCAGUGUCUUCUACCUGACUGGAGGCGUGGGUCUGCUGUGGUCCUUGGCCUGGUUCACCUUUGUCUACGAGACCCCGGCCACCCAUCCCCGCAUUUCUGCCGAGGAGAGGCGGGAGAUCGAGGAGGCCAUUGGCACCACCACCUCCAAGAAGCGCCCGAGCCACGUGCCCUGGGGCCAGCUGCUCUGCUCACCCGCCGUCUGGGCCAUCAUCAUCUGCCAUGGUCUGGCCGUCUUCGGCUUCUUCACGGUGGUCAACCAGCUGCCCACUUUCAUGUCCAAGAUUCUGCACUUUGACAUCAAGCAGAACGGCCUGUUCUCCUCGCUUCCCUAUCUGGGCAAAUACGUGAUGGCUGUGGCCUCGUCCUAUCUUGCUGAUUAUCUCCGCAAGAGGGGUACUUUGAGCACGACGGCUACUAGGAAACUGUUCACCACUUUUGCUCUGGUGAUUCCGGGUCUGCUGAUGAUAGUGCAGGUGUUCCUGGGCUACGACGCCACCUGGUCCGUGACGAUCUUCUCGCUGGCCCUGUUUGCCCAUGGAGCUGUCACCGCUGGUUAUCUGGGCAAUGGCUUGGACAUUGCACCCAACUUCAGUGGAACCAUCUUCGGACUGGCCAACACGCUGUCUUCCUUCGGAGGAUUCCUUUCCACGUGGAUGGUGGGAGCGCUCACCUACACAGAUCAAUCCUUCCACUCGUGGCAAAUUGUGUUCUGGAUUCUGGCGGCCACCUACAUCUCGGGACCCAUUGUCUUCGCCAUCUUCGGCACUGGCAAACUUCAGCCCUGGAAUAAUCCCCCCGAGCGGGUUAAGAUCAGCGACGUCACCCAGGAGGAGGGUGUUCCCCUCAAGAGCGAGAAGUGAAUUCGCUAUGCCAGUGAGCCUCAGUCGGUGCUUCUGCUGUUCCAGAUGAGGGGAAGGGAAUGAAAGCCAAGGGUUGGAGAUAUCACCUAGCGAGAAGAAAGGGAUCCCACCAGAUACAUCACAUCCGCACAAGUUAUAGUAGCUGCUACUGCACCUUUGAGAUUACGUGGUCUUCAUUUGCCAACCGCUUGAUCACUGGCAUCAGAUCAGAAACACCGGACACUCAACAUGGAGAAAAACAUGAAAUGAAAGACAUUAUUUUUACACACACACAGAUACUGCAAAGUAUCUUCGCACAAAUCAACAACCACAAACAUCUCAUAACCAUUAUAAAAAGAAAAACCCAAAAAACACUGUACACCGAUGCACCCGUCUGCUAAAUGGAAAUUGACUAUAUUCAUAAGUAAUAUUUACUUCUAGCCGUAAGCGUACACCUGUAACUGUAUGCAUUGUGUAGCCUAAAUGAUUUAUAGUAUUCUGUAUGUCCGCAGAGCGCACAGCUAGCUGGUGGAUGGAGCCUAUCCUGGGGUCCGCCGAUCCUGACUGUCGACCAGCUGCUGUGCCCCAUAUGUUUCGUUUAUUUAUAAUGUAGCCCUAACUAUUGCCUAGCUUAGAUGAACAAAAUACUUAUGCAAGUAGUGAAAAUACUUACGGAGAUGCCGAUAGUGUAGCUAAGUUGAUUAAAGCUUACCUUGUACUAUACUUGAUUAUUUAUGUAAUUAAUUUAAACAUUUUCUAAGUUCAUAAUAAAGCGUAACUCAGAAAGAAA
Messenger RNA from Drosophila biarmipes, 2809 nucleotides. RefSeq names its product sialin. Gene Ontology annotation, biological process: monoatomic anion transport; transmembrane transport. NCBI's taxonomy places the organism in Eukaryota, Metazoa, Arthropoda, Insecta, Diptera, Drosophilidae. The coding region runs from base 502 to 2040 and encodes 512 amino acids. Gene Ontology annotation, cellular component: plasma membrane. The record is from RefSeq and is a predicted model, not a curated record. The transcript has 7 exons. Gene Ontology annotation, molecular function: transmembrane transporter activity.